AUGGAUGGGUAUCAAGGUCAGGAUGAGAGCAAAAGCUUGCUGAAUUCAUCAUCCUCUAUGCGAGUACAGGCAGCUGAGGCAGAAAAACAAACGAAGGAGGGGCAGGAUGAGGAACUUUCUCCCCAUGAGUGCCUCAGACGUCUGUGGCUCACGCGUGAUCGCAUAGCUUUCGCUUGUGGGUUCGAGGGUACAAAUUGGUUGGAGAUGAAGCACGAGAUGGAGAAGAACCCUGACGUUGACUGGCCAAAAUACGUGCACAAGUCGCUGGCCCGUUGGGAAGUCCCACUCGAGGAGUUCCGCUAUAUCCUCAGCAUGCCGGAAUACUUCGAUGAUCCUGCUGACAUUGAUAAGCUACCUGUACUUGUAAAGUUCAGUUGUCGCCAGGCAAAAUAG
This is a messenger RNA of Sparassis crispa, 393 nucleotides long. RefSeq lists its product as hypothetical. The coding region runs from base 1 to 393 and encodes 130 amino acids. Lineage: Eukaryota; Fungi; Basidiomycota; Agaricomycetes; Polyporales; Sparassidaceae. The transcript is spliced from 3 exons. The record is from RefSeq and is a predicted model, not a curated record.